Messenger RNA from Ornithodoros turicata, 2666 nucleotides. RefSeq names its product short-chain dehydrogenase/reductase family 9C member 7-like. Gene Ontology annotation, cellular component: intracellular membrane-bounded organelle. Lineage: Eukaryota; Metazoa; Arthropoda; Arachnida; Ixodida; Argasidae. Bases 126 to 1220 code for a protein of 364 amino acids. Gene Ontology annotation, biological process: steroid metabolic process. The transcript has 5 exons. Gene Ontology annotation, molecular function: oxidoreductase activity. The record is from RefSeq and is a predicted model, not a curated record.
GAUGCGGUAACACUGCUCAUUAUACAGGUCGAAAACUCGCUCCACCGUAGUGGGCAAGAGAGGGCUGGAGGCGUCCUUGAAUCUCUCUUAUCCUCCAAGGCGUAGUUAAACGGACUUGCCAUUCGAUGCCCAUUUGUGCAUUUGGUGUCUACAACAAGGACAUGCGGCUGCUGUUGCUUUUCGUGGUGGUCGCAGUGGCUUUCCAGCAUGCUAUGUUCAACAUAGCCCUGCUGACCAAAGUGAAUAGUGCAAUUGGAGCGGGAAUCGUAACCGUCUUCGUAGGAUAUUGGUUGGCGCAGAAGAUUCAAAGGCUCGUGUUUGGACGGCUGCUGGAGCCGCAUGGGAAAGCGGUGUUCAUCACAGGUUGUGACCAUGGCUUCGGGCAUAUGCUGGCGAAGAGGUUGGCCAAUCAAGGCUUCGAAGUGUUUGCUGGUUGCUUAAACGAAAAGUCCGAGGGGGCUGUUGCAUUGAAAAGUCUUCAAAAUAUUCAUCUGGUCCAGGUGGACGUCACUAAGCCAGAUCAAGUGGACGAAGCGGUGCAUGUCGUGGAAAAAAACCUUCAAGACAGAGUGCUGUGGUCCGUUGUGGCUAACGCCGGCGUGUUCCCCGUGGGUGCUACCGAAUGGGAAACCUGGUCCAACAUCCAUUGGGCGUUCAACGUCAAUGUCUUUGGUGCUAUGGAUGUCUCACGGAAGUUUCUGCCCCUGCUCCGUAGCUCCAGAGGACGCCUAGUUAUCGUCGCCAGCGGCUUCAGCCGCAUGACCAUUCCAGGUGCCGUGCCGUACUGCAUGACGAAGCACGCUGUCCAGUCACUUGCAGAUGGUCUGAGACGUGAGUUGCAAGACAAAGGAGUGCACGUGGCCGCCAUUCAGCCUGUGGCUUAUCGGACAAGUCUGCUGAACACGCAGAAGAUGCUGAGCGGCGUUGACAAUACCGUGCAGCAGAUGGACAAGGAACUACGGGAUGUUUAUGACGACAACGAGCUCAGCAAGUUCAAGACGAGUAUCGUCAACGUGCUUGGCAAGUACGCUCGAUCAAACUUGGAUGAAGUAGUAGACCAGAUGGAGUUGGCCAUUCGGGAUUCCCAUCCGAUGCCACUCUACAAGACAGGCGGGUUCUUCGACAACCUGCAGCUGCUUCUCGCGCAGAUAGUGCCGACGGAGUGGACGGACCUUUUCGUUUGGUUCAACCAGAAGUUGAUGGAAAAGGGGCCAAAGUGACGUAGUUGAACCAGCACGGUGCGUUUUGGACGAUCCUGUGUUCUGUCACCUGUCGUGCCGUGUGUGCUGUCAUCCGGCACUGCUGCCUCGUCGAUAAUAAGUUUAGCAAUCCUCCGGUAAGGCUUCUACGCCCGUGUUCGACGUAAGAACGGUACGAAAUGUGGUCUGUCAACCUCAACAGAGUUACUGCGCGGGAGAAAUUACAGUGCAGCGCAACCAGAUGCCGCCCAUGGGACUGAUAUAUAUAGUUACGUUGUCAGCGCACUACUUGCCGUGACGUAGCGAGUGAUGCCCGCUUGCAGCCAAUAGGAACAAGUGUAGGGCGUGCGUUGAACGUGUCGUUCUUAAUUUGAACACGACUAUGAUUUGAUGUGUUUCCCUGACCGGUUCACCAUUGUACACCAUAACGAAACAAAUUGUCGUCAUUUCCUACGUAGAAAAGAAAAAAAAAGGGCGGCGGUAUUUUUACUUGAGAUUCAUCUGCCUAGUGAUGGUGUUUCGAGAUGGUGAUAUAUCACCGCCACCUAUCGUCAUUAUAGUCAUGUUAAUUACCAUAAUCACCUUAACGCAAACCGUGUCUGCAGAAUUCACGGUAUAAGACAAGAGUUGACACAUGGUGUAAUGGUGACACCAGACCAAACCAAAACUAUACAAGGCUCGCACCGUUCAUAGUUUUAUUGUUGCAGCAGCAGCAGUGAUUUGACUAUGAAGCUAAUCGGCACAUUUUGCGUGAUGGCCUCUUAAACGACGAGAGCAACGGAGCUAGAAGUGAUGGUUGACACAGACAGUGGAGGCUGAUGGCUGGAACCUCAGCAUUCCAUUCCUUUAUGGUUCACUAAACGCCUAGAUGGGACCAAAUAGUCAAGUACUUCCUAAUAGUGUAUGCAACAAAUUGCUCAAAGUACCUGUCCGGCUUAUUAGCACUGUAAUCUAAGUAAAAUUCGCGGGUAAUUUUACCAACCACUGCUACAUGUUGAUGACGUCUCGCAGGAUGACAGCCGCACCGAAGUGAUAUAAUUGACGUGGUGGACGAAACGGCUGACUAUACAUUGGUGACUACAAACGGUGACUACAUUCCCCAAUUGUACCUGCUGUCUUUAUUGUGUGUUUAUAGUGAGUGAGCGAGUGAAAGAGAGUGAGAGAGUGAGUCUCUGUGGGACCUGAAUUUAUAAAUUGCAUAACACAAUUCUUUUCAGCGGUUUGUAUUUAGGUAUGCUCUGUGUGAUAUGUGUGUAUUGUACGUGUGUCGUGUUUGUCAGGACACUCGAAAAGGUGGUGCAGUGGCAUUGUCCCAUCCACAAGACCCAUUUGGUUUUUUGUCUUGCGUACCCAUUUUUAGUUCACGUACCUUUUAGUGUAUGUUAGCCCUGUCUCGUGGUUUCUUUUUUUUUUACUUACGAGUGAAAAAUAAAAAUAAAAGUCACAACGAUAAAAAAGAGUUAAUAA